GGGGGGAAUAAAACUAGAGUUACCCUUGAGAUCUCUGUUUAUGUAAUAACUGGACUGCUGCAAGGUGUCUGUGAAGGGAAGAAAAAACCUUUCAGGAAAUUACGAGUAAACUGGACAAGAUAGACAAGAGGCUCCUGGUUUGCUGCUGGUAACCCUAAGCUGAAACAGGGCCUUAAAGAAGGGUGGAGGCAACAGGCAGCAGCUGGGACUUGUCACUUUAUACUCAGUACCAGAGUGGGACGAGGGCACCUGAACACAGGCUGUGAAAGAGGGUAGUGGAGUCUGAGUGAGAGUAGACCAAACACAGGGGAACAAGGACGCCUGUGCAGCAACAGCAGCCGCGGCAAAGGCCAACGUAGGACUUAGGAGAUACUUUCACCCCCUUGAGGCAGGGGGAUCACAGCGUUGUGUCUCUAGAGACUGUGGACAGUUUUCCAAGUUCUUGGUAACAGGAUCUGUUUGAAAGAGAGACUGCACAAUGGAUAAGGAUGCUCUCCUGGACUACGAGUAUCCGGAUCUGGAUCCGCUGCCAACCAAAAUGGAACCAGAAACUAUCCCACCAUGUAACCCUACGGCAGAUGACAUGCUCUAUCAUAUAUCCAUCACAGCAAUUUCAUUGGCCAUAAUGCUAAUUCUAGCCAUCCUGGCCAGACGUAGAAAGGCGGGCAACAGACAGAAAGGGCUCCCCGGUUUACUUAGUCCGGUCAACUUCCUGGACCAUACGCAGCACAAGGGUCUGGCAGUGGCUGUGUUUGGUGUGCUGUUGUGCAAACUGUGGGGGCUGCUGGUAUCCCCAAAUCCUCUCCCUUUCACUACAGACUCCACAAACAAACAGAACUGGGUGAUCCUGGGAGUCUUCUACUACCCCGCUCUAUACUACCCUCUCCUGGCAUGUGGCACUUUACAUAAUAAAGUUGGCUAUGUUCUUGGCAGCUUCUUAUCAUGGACACACUUUAGUGUUUUGGUGUGGCAAAAAAUUGACUGUCCCAAAACACCUUUGAUACACAAGCACUACUCCCUCUUUUCCAGCCUGCCUCAGAUAUGCUGCUUAGCAUUCCUCAGUUUCCAGUAUCCCCUGCUUCUAUUCAAGGGCUUCAAUGGUGCUGAAAGGACCAACACUACCGAGGAUCUCAGUAGCAGCUAUUAUAGAGACUAUGUAAAGAAAAUUCUUUUUGAGAAGAAGCCCAGCAAAGUCAGCACAUCAAGCACAGACAGACCAAAACUAACACAGCGGAUAAUCGAUGCUGUGAAAUCUUAUAUUUAUACACCAGAGGAAGCUUUCCGUUUCCCACUGAAGUUGACAAUAUCUUGUGUAGUAUGUUUUAUUACUCUGUAUCAGAUGGGUCUUGUAUUAAUAUCUGCUGUGGUGCCAACAAUGCAGAAAGCCCGCUUCGGUGUCGAUGAAGAUAUUGCAAAUGUUUUAGCUGGCUUCCAAAUUAUUCUGUCUCCAGACAGAAAGGAGGUUGUCAGAAUUGUUGUUUACUACAUGUGGUGUGUGGAAGUCUGCUACAUCUCAGCGAUGACGCUGUCUUGUUUGGUGAACUUGGUUCUGCUAAUGCGGUCGAUGGUUUUGCAUCGGUCUAAUCUGAAGGGGCUGUACCGAGGAGAUAUUUACAAUGUUUACAACUGCCAGCGAAGCAUCAGGGCAUCUAGGCCAGCUUUGGUCUGCUGGAUGGGUUACACCAGCUUCACAGCCGCUCACAUUUGCAUUGGUAUGAUCAUCCAGACUUUAGUGUUCUUCCUCUGCCUCAUGAUCGCAGUCUUCCUCAUCAUCAUACCCAUUUUGUACAGACAGAAUCUGAUUCUUUUCCAGAUCCUGUUAAGCAUGUGGCCUUUCUGGUUGAUGAUUCUCCUAGCUGUGGUGCUUCAACACAUCACUGCAAGGUUUUGCUUCAUCGAGAAAACAGCAGGCACUCGAGACUUAAACAACAGGGGUAAUCUCUUCCUGCUGACAUAUCUGCUGUUUCCUGUCAAUGUUUUGAUUGGAGUGUUGCUUGCUGUCUGGCGCAUGAUCAUCACAGCCCUGUUCAAUAUUGUCCACAUGGGACGCAUGGAUAUCAGCCUUCUUAACCGCAAUGUGGAGGCUUUUGACCCUGCCUACCGCUGCUAUGCUCAUUAUCUGAAGAUUGAGGUAAGCCAGUCUCACCCUGUGAUGAAGGCCUUCUGCGGGAUGCUGCUUCAGUCUUUGGACCAGGAGAACAAAGCUGUACAGGCGGCGAGGGAUGCUGAAGAGGGGAUUCAGCUGGUUCAGCAAGAGAAGAAAUUGCACAAAGUCUCCAGCUCCAAACGGGCUCGGAUGCACUGGCAGCUGCUGUACACUCUGGUCAACAACCCCUCCCUGGUGAGCACCAGAAAGCACUUCCAGCUACAGACAGGAGAUAAUUUCUUGAACGGAAGCCUGAACCGCAGCAGCAAGCAGGGCAGCAAAAAGGAACCAAUACCCAAGGAUGAAGAAGCGGCAACCAGCGACUGAACCAGAGUCUUUGACCCUAGUAAUGUAGUGGCUUCAGAAGUUGCAAUAAUUGGGGUCAAAUCCUACUGUGAGAAUUCUCAAAACCUACAAUAGAUGUCUGGAACUUGCAUUAUACGCUGCCUUGCAUUAAGUAUUGCUAUCCCUUGAAAUGUUUCACAUUUUGUCACCUUUCAACCACAAAACUCAGAGUAUUUUAUUGGGGUUAUAUUUGACAAAGCAACAUUUAGUAAUAAUAUAUGUGAAAUGCAAUUUAAAAAAGUUUAUUCCUAGUAUAAACAAACACAACUCGUAAAAUGGGACAUGUAUCUGUAGUCAUUUAAUUUUACUUUGAGCUUUCUUCAGAGGUCAUUCAGUUUAUAGGAUCUACAGUUUUAAUUUUCAGUUCAAUUGUGGAGAAGCUAAAAUCUGAGUUGGACAAUAAAAUAUAACCCUAAACUCUUUGCAUCUGAACCGUGAAGCCUUUGAUUACAAAGAUAAAGGGCAUGGUCAAUGGUUGAACUACAUCUAAGAGGAUGUGGCCAUCCAUAUAAACUAUAUGGACAAGGGGAGAAUUGAUCAGAAAAGCAACAUAGAGUUAUUUAGGAAAUAUGGGGGAGCUGCAGAGAAAAAGGAUUCAGGUGGAAGAUUUUAUUAUCAGUAUAACUAUAGCAGGAUUCCCAAGCUAUCUAAGG
Cyprinodon variegatus (sheepshead minnow) is the source of this 3144-nucleotide messenger RNA. RefSeq names its product stimulated by retinoic acid 6 (gene stra6). The record is from RefSeq and is a predicted model, not a curated record. Gene Ontology annotation, cellular component: plasma membrane. Gene Ontology annotation, biological process: vitamin A import into cell. Gene Ontology annotation, molecular function: retinol transmembrane transporter activity; signaling receptor activity. The transcript has 18 exons. Lineage: Eukaryota; Metazoa; Chordata; Actinopteri; Cyprinodontiformes; Cyprinodontidae. Bases 479 to 2473 code for a protein of 664 amino acids.